GCCAAUCAAAAAGCGGCUCUGCCUUUGCACCUGUUUAUAGCGAAUGAUUAUAAUAAUACCGCUAUAAGACAAGAAAAGCUGGACGCAAAGGAGAAAAAAGUCGAAAAUGUCGAAGCGGAAAUUCGAGGAUGAUUCUCACAGCGUAGACAGUACAGAAAGCUCGGAUAGUGGCGAUUCGACUUCAUCUAAAGCAGGGAAGCGUGUUCGGUUUGACAAAAGAAUUGUAUUUCAUUUCCCGCGUACACAGGGAAGCAGUUGCGUGCCUUCGAACGGUGGAUAUACCCUAGGGAUGAAGAGAAAACACACCUAUGUUGAACACUUGAAGUUCAGCGACCAAGAAGACAGCUUAGAAUUCUGUUGUUCGAGUGACAGCGAGGAAGACGACGAGGAUGAAGAUGAGGAUGAAGACUCGAGCUUAUUUAUGCCCAUCCCGCAAAAAACUCGGAAAGCUAUAUUAAAAGAUGCUGGUGUUAAAAAAAUUGAUAAACAAGAAGCGAUGGAGUGUAUGCAAAUUCGAUUCUCUCGCCAGAUAUGUGGAUGUGAUUGUAAGGAAUAUUGUGAUCCUCAGACAUGUAGUUGCUCUUUGAAUGGAAUCAAUUGCCAAGUUGAUAGAGAUAAUUUUCCUUGUGGCUGUGUGCGGGAUGAAUGCCAUAAUCCACACGGCCGACAUGAAUACGACCCCAUCUCUGUUCGCCGACACUUCAUUGAUACAAUUUUAAAGCUACGAGGUCAGAAAUACCUCUGGGAUAAACAGAUCCUUCAAUCUACAACCUCCAAUUCUGAACCGCAACCAAUUUCAAAUUCAAAAAGUGUCCUAUCUUUAGCUGUAGUCUAAAGUCUAUAGAAUUAAAUGAAAACGAUGAGGAUAACUUCGAAGUAUUAUUAUCGGGUAUGUAUGCGAUUUUCACGUCAGCAUCAAGCCGUCACCAUAGUAAAAUAGAUACUUGACUUUCAAAAGAUAUAAAAUAAUGAGCUAUAAUAGGUAAAAAGAGUAAAUCAAUAAACAUCGCGGGGGAAAAUCCGGUUGUGUGUUAACUAUAUAUCUUCGUCAUGGUCAAUAAGCUGUAUAGAAAAUGAAAAUAUUACAAAUUUAAAUCUUAAUUAAGUGUCCAAAAAGCAGUUUUAUUAGUGAAAAUUCUUGCUGAGAAGCUAUUUGAUCAAUAUCUGAUAUAUAUAUAUAUAUACAUAUAUUUGAAACGUUGAUGCGUAAGUAAAAGCUGCAGCUGUCUAUUUUCAUUGCGUUGGUCUAAGCUUUUCACUUAUGGUUCUAUUUAAAGCACUAGUAAGCUGUAAAUUGCAUGGGUUUCUUAAGUAUAUCAGAUAGAAGACUGCCGUAUCUCGCUAUAAAAAAAUUAAAUAUACGUUGAAAAAUAACUCUUUUUGGUCAAUCGGGUAUUUGCAAUUAGUGAGGACCGUUUACUUCUGACACCAAUCGUAGCUUUCAAAAGUUUCAUUCAAAGCAUUUUAAGCCUUUUGAUUUAUUGAUGGCUUCAUUUUGAUCAUUUGAAGUAAAUAUUGAAAGUCAUUAUUGUUCUGACAUGAGAUAUAUGACAGAAAAUAAACUGCGCGUGUCAAAAGCAAAUGUUUGAUUCUAUAAAAUGCUGUUAACUGUCUGUUUUGCUGGUGGAUUUGCCACAAAACCAGAACGGAAGCUGUCAACGCAAAAAACCUGUUGAACGGAACACUGGAUAUACUGGUUAAAUACCGUAAAAAAUUCGAUUCUGCUUCUAAUCCCUAUGUAAGGACAAAGACAUUCGAGUCUGUAUCAGUUGUUGAUCUUGGAAAAUGGGCUGUAUUGGACCUGCCAGUUUCUGCUAGUAUCCACCAGCUUGGUCGAUCGAAAAAAGGUUGUCUUGACAACUAAGAAUUCCCGCGAAAAUUUUCUUUCAUAGUGUCAUUUGUUGUCUUUUCUUAUUCGAAAAUGGAAGACAAUGAAGAUCACUUUAAAUCACCUUUGAAAAGAAAGGCCAUCAAAUUUUAAUGAAUAAAGGUGACAAAAGCUAAA
Molecule: messenger RNA, 2005 nt
Organism: Actinia tenebrosa (Australian red waratah sea anemone)
Lineage: Eukaryota; Metazoa; Cnidaria; Anthozoa; Actiniaria; Actiniidae
Product: cysteine/serine-rich nuclear protein 3
Biological process (GO): regulation of transcription by RNA polymerase II
Cellular component (GO): nucleus
Molecular function (GO): DNA-binding transcription factor activity, RNA polymerase II-specific; sequence-specific DNA binding
Source: RefSeq, a predicted model, not a curated record